Neurospora tetraspora is the source of this 264-nucleotide messenger RNA. RefSeq lists its product as uncharacterized. Bases 1 to 264 code for a protein of 87 amino acids. The transcript is spliced from 2 exons. The record is from RefSeq and is a predicted model, not a curated record. Lineage: Eukaryota; Fungi; Ascomycota; Sordariomycetes; Sordariales; Sordariaceae.
AUGUCCGACACAAAGGCCAACCCCAAGACCCAGGCCGACACGAGCUCCGGCUCAGGCACCAACAAGGGCCCGUCCACUGGCGCUGCUUCGGAGGAUACCGGCAACAAGAAGCCUAUUCUCCAGGCCACCCAGACCUGCGAUUGCAACCACACUGGUAGUUGCACUUGUGCGCCGGGGUCGUGUGCUUGCUUCAACUGCCCUAAUCCUUCUUCUUCCUCUAAGGAGUCCAAGGCUGCGCCUGAUGAGGAGUGGACUGUUCUCUAA